AUGGAUGAUACGAGUCUUGAGGAUGUUGCACGACAAUUGUCUGAUCUCGAAGUGGCUCUCUUUCUGUGUCUCGCCGCUCAAGAACAUUGCUUGAUUGAGACCACGGGCGACUCCGUUCAUGACCUUGGCAAAGAGUUAGCGCUGAUAUGUUCAAGCACAUUUGAACUCUCAUACUCUAUUCUUGAUUGUGGCUCUGGAACCUCCAUCGAGGAUAUUCAUAAUGAGCUCCUUACUGCAGACGCUCGCAAAUCAUUGGUCCGCCCGUCGUACUCUCGGGCGAGGACCGAGACGUCCAGCAAUCUUUCUUCCUACCUUGGCGGACAUCGGGACCGCAGCAAGUCCCCCAUUCCGAGUAUGGUAGCUAACGAACCAAAUGUGGUCAAUGUUAUCAUUGCCAAGGACUUCAACUUGACUAGCGAGGAUUUUCAAGUUCAAGUGUUGCAGUUAAUGCGGACCCGGCAGCUGGUGACAGAAAUCGGCAUACUCAAUGCGCCUUUGGAUUUCUUGUUUGUGCCACUUGUGGCGCGGGACUCUGCUGAGCUACAUCCCCCACUAAAGGCACAUCUGCGUGACCAGCUAUUCAUCUCGCAUUUCCACGACCCCGACGAUGGGUUUGUAUACCUUGAAGAGAACGACUGGCUUUCCGAUGCUCAGCUUUCUGCGUCGUCCGUAAUCCAUACCCCAAAACCACUACAGAAACCGAACCCCAAAGUCAACCGCAUGGUAAUAGAGAAAUUCCGCGAAGCCAGCAAUUCAGUCACUAUGAGUGCUGAAGUGGUUAGGUAUAUCCAAGAUAUCGUUGUUUUCUUGCGUCUCAGUCGCGCAGUUGCCGGUGGUGUUUCAGCAAGGGCGAACUCUCAAUUUUCCCAGCUUGCCCAAUUCCUGACCCCGCUCCACGGCAUUGAUUACCUCACACCUUCGAUCGUGGCAUUGGCUGCGAGAAAGGUAUUUCGCCAUCGCAUUGUCGUUGCCUCUCCUGGUGAUGAUCGAAGCCUCCAAUAUGGAAGCGACCUCGCCGCCGUUUCCCGCGUAUUAGUUGACGUGACACCGGACUCCAUUUUGGAUGGUGUCCUCGAGCUGGAACCACCACUUUAA
This is a messenger RNA of Penicillium pulvis, 1095 nucleotides long. RefSeq lists its product as uncharacterized. The record is from RefSeq and is a predicted model, not a curated record. Lineage: Eukaryota; Fungi; Ascomycota; Eurotiomycetes; Eurotiales; Aspergillaceae. Bases 1 to 1095 code for a protein of 364 amino acids. The transcript has 7 exons.